CCCGUGGUCGAUUGACAGCACCGCGCCUCUCGUAAGCAGCAAUUAACACUCCCGCAAUCCGCCUGUCAGUUCCUGACCUCUGGAUUGCAUUUCGUUCUUUCUUGCUACCAAACAUCCCCACCAUCCUCACAAAACGGCAUCGCACAACUAUCAGACAGUUGUUUGACCCUCUUCAAAGCCACUUGACCAGAGAUCGAACCAACCGGCGCUACACAAAGGACUUCCGCACACCCCCUCGAACGCAAAACCCACUCCAAACCCCUCACACCACAAAAAAAAAAUGGAAGCCGAUUACCUCCGCCGCACCAUCUCCCCCCACCUCACAACCGCCCUCACCCACCUGCUCACCCACAUCCAGUCCACGUCCCCCUUCACCUACCCGCUCACAACGCCCAGCACCACGCCCGACCCCAUCUCCUUCCUCGCGGACUACCUCCUCCACAUCGACGCCUCCAGCCACACCAUCGCAGCCGACCACGCCCGCCGCGCCGAACUAGAUGCCAUAGCGAAUGAAGUGAAUACCGCGCAGGCUGCUGAACGGAAACAGAGGGAGUUGUUGGAGGAGGAGUUGAGGGUUAGGGCAAAGGAGGUUAGGGAUAAGGAGUUGGAGGAGGAGAGGGUUCAGAGGGAGGAGGUGGAGAAGCGGGAGAGGGAGGUCGCGAGGGUGGAGGAGGAGAAGAGAGUGGAGGAGGAGAAGAGAAGAGCGAGAGAGAGGGAGGAGGAGAUCAGGCUGGCUGCUGCUGAUACGAUUGUGGAGGAGGAGGAGGAGGAGGGUGAUGCAGGUGAGGAGGGUGGUAAUGAGAAGAUUUAGGAAGAGAUAGAUAGAUAGCGUUCGUCGGGUAUCUAGUCAGUUUGCGGCACUCAUAAUGGUAGUGGGUGAAUUGUGAUAGCUGGGAGAUAUCGUAGACACUUCAGCCUAGGUAAUCAUAGCACUAGGAGAUAUCAGAAGGGAAUAACCGAGGGAAUAUAAUCCCACCUGUAUUUUCAGGAACAUUUUCGCAGACCGG
Molecule: messenger RNA, 1007 nt
Organism: Fimicolochytrium jonesii
Lineage: Eukaryota; Fungi; Chytridiomycota; Chytridiomycetes; Spizellomycetales; Powellomycetaceae
Exons: 1
Coding region: 281-811 (176 amino acids)
Source: RefSeq, a predicted model, not a curated record